GAUGGUAAAUAAUGCAUUAAAUAUCCAAUUAAAGGCCCAAGAAAGUACAAGAAAGUCGCCUCAAGCUAACCUUUGGCCACACUCAAUAAGGCGUGAUCCAAAAUGAGAGCAUACGCUCCCAUGAGGAAAUCCCCCAGGGCCCCUAAUAUAAGUGUAACAAUUGAUAUCGUCAAAAUGGCAUUUGCUCGUCGGCUCGGGCAAUGCUAGGCUGCUUUCCAUUUCUUGAUGAUAAUGAUAAGUUGGUAGGAAGCUUGAAUGAGCAUUACCAACGACUGCCGAGGACGUCGUCUCGAGAGGCGCCUUCGUUCCAUUGAAUGCUGGCUCGCAAAACUCCUCAAGAGCGAGGAGGCCAGAAUCGAAAUUUGUCGGCGGAAACCUGCUGGUUCGGUCCAUCUCCUCCCGACGACCUUCCUCAUAUGUCCGUCCACGUUCAUACGGGGAGAAGACACUUCAUACAUAGUACUAAAUUGCUCGUCGUAGUGAAGUAAGUGCGUGUGUGUCUCUGUGUACCAUGGACCAUUUCAUGUACAUACGUAGUACCUGGCGGGCUUGCAAUUGUCUGCAGAGAUCUUUUGUCCUUUAAAUAAGACCAAUUUUCCACAAGGGAGAACUUGUCGCCAGACAGGGUACCUCCGCUCGGAUUCAAGUGACUGUGGUCAUUAAUAAUGCAUAACCUAGAGCCAGGUAUGACCGGUAGAGCGGUCAAAUUACUCAUCCACAUAUUUAAAAAAACGUCAACCGCAAGAAUGCUAACACGGCUUAUUGUUCAAGAGGAUCGGGAUCCAUCCUGGCGCGAGUUCCACUACCUGUGAGAAAAUUCAAGUGGUGUGUUCCAAUUUCUGCUCUCAGUUUGAGCCAGGUGUACCAGUCACACACCAGGUCCUUAAUUUGGAACAACAUUUCAAGAACCUUUCGAGCAACGAGAGGUGAAUAAUUAAACAGAUUUCCUCAUCGAUUUUGAUCUACAACAUUCUGAGGAGGCGCCCCGUUGCCAAGAAGGCACAGGCUCAAAGCAACAGGAAGCAUCCAUCUCCCAAAUCAAGUGGUCCCAAUGGCUGGAACAUCCAUGGCUCAAGGAGAGAUGCCUUGGAUUGCCAUCAAUUAGCAAACUCGGUCAGGCCAACGUUGUUCAGAAUUGAAGCAUCUAGUGUCCUUGAAGAGGAAAAUCAGCAAUGGGAAUACGUGAGGUCAUCAAUAUUCAUGUCGGCCAGGCCGGUUGCCAAAUGGGCAAUGCGGCUUGGGAGCUCUACUGUCUCGAGCAUGGGAUCUAUCCCGAUGGGUCCCUGCCUUCCGACGACUCCAUAGGGAUCGGGGAUGACUCGUUCAACACGUUCUUCUCAGAGACCAGCUCCGGGAAACACGUUCCACGAGCCGUGUUUGUGGACCUCGAACCGACCGUCAUUGACGAGAUCAAGACCGGCACUUACAAGCAGCUCUUCAACCCGUCCUACAUGAUCAUGGGCAAAGAGGAUGCGGCUAAUAAUUACGCCAGAGGACACUACACCAUUGGCAAGGAACAAAUCGGAGUGACCGUCGACAAGAUCCGCUCCAUCGCGGAGCAAUGCUUGAGUUUACAGGGUUUCAUCGUUUUUCACGCCUUCGGCGGCGGCACGGGCUCUGGGUUCACAUCCUUAAUGAUGGAUCAACUGGCAGUGGAAUAUGGAAAGAAGGCCAAAUUGGAGUUUGUCAUCUACCCAGCUCCCCAUAUGGCACCCGCCAUUGUGGAGCCUUACAAUGCUAUCCUCACCACCCACACGAGUCUAGAGAACACGAACGUAUCGUUUCUCGUCGACAAUCAGGCCAUCUACGAGCUGUGUCUCCGGAGCUUGGGCGUGCCCAGACCCACCUACACCAACCUGAAUCGGAUCAUAGCUCAAAUCGUGUCCUCGAUCACGGCUUCCCUCCGAUUCGAUGGUGCUCUCAACGUGGAUCUGAGCGAGUUCCAACACAACCUGGUGCCCUAUCCUCGGAUCCAUUUCCCUCUCGUGACCUACGCUCCGAUUCUCUCGGCGGACAAGGCCUAUCACGAGAAGAGCUCCAUCGAGGAGAUCACCACAGCCUGUUUCGAGCCGGGCAAUCAAAUGGUCAAAUGUGACCCUCGCAACGGCAAAUAUAUGGCCAUUUGCCUCCUAUACCGGGGGGACGUGGUCCCUCGGGACGUGAAUGCAGCCAUCGCCAAGAUUAAGAAGCAGCGAACCAUUCAAUUUGUGGACUGGUGUCCGACGGGAUUCAAGGUUGGGAUCAACUACCAACCCCCCACUGUGGUUCCGGGAGGCGAUCUGGCCAAAGUCCCUCGGGCCGUGUGUGCUCUGACUAACACCACUGCGGUUUGCGAGGCCUGGGCCCGAUUGGACCAUAAGUUCGAUCUGAUGUAUGCCAAACGGGCAUUUGUCCAUUGGUACGUGGGCGAGGGCAUGGAAGAGGGCGAGUUCACCGAGGCUCGGGAGGACAUUGCGGCCUUGGAAUUGGACUACCAAGAAGUGACGGAAGAAAGCCCUUCGUUCGAAGACGAUUACGCGCCCCAAUAGUGACUAGUACAUGUUAAUAGAGAUGUCGUCAUCAGGAUCAAGAGUAACGAAUAAAACGGAAAAGCAUUACAACAUUGUGUCUAGCAUGCCAAAGUAAACAAUUG
Messenger RNA from Tigriopus californicus, 2632 nucleotides. RefSeq names its product tubulin alpha-1C chain-like. Gene Ontology annotation, molecular function: structural constituent of cytoskeleton; GTP binding. The record is from RefSeq and is a predicted model, not a curated record. Bases 1173 to 2528 code for a protein of 451 amino acids. Gene Ontology annotation, cellular component: cytoplasm; microtubule. Gene Ontology annotation, biological process: mitotic cell cycle; microtubule cytoskeleton organization. Lineage: Eukaryota; Metazoa; Arthropoda; Copepoda; Harpacticoida; Harpacticidae. The transcript has 3 exons.